UUCACAACAAGAAUCACAACCUCAUCAGUACAGCGAAGGGAAGUUCUUGGCAUAAUCCCGACUAUUUGUCCGGGUCAGAACUCCAUGAUGCAUUCCAGCCAAUGCACUUCGACGUCUACCCCUCCCUCGUUGGAUUAAGCGCCCGUGGUGGUAUUUCUGGCCUUCCGUCGACCAACAUCUUUGCUGUUUGCUUGAAAUUUUCAGGGUCCAUGGGAUCCCCGAUUCUUUGUAACCUUUCCAUGCCCUGAAAGCAGGAAUACCUAGGCAGGUACCUGUGCUGUGAUAAGAUCACGUGUAUCACCCGUGACUUUACUCUUUUUCGAUGUCCAUCACUAGGUAGAAGUUGACAAUGUUAGGCAGGCACAUGAUUAGGGGACUUUUCUGGCGCAAUCAGCCAUCGAGCCUAAAGCUGCUUAACGGCUUGAUCACGGCAAACCUGGCUGGGUCAGAGUCGAAGCAUGUGGAUGCUUUUCAGUCUUCCCCAAAGCGCGGGGUAAUUCACCGAAGAUCCCCCACCUGAGCCGUCCCUGCCUCGCUUUGGCGCGCACAGUCUCCAUUCUUCUUCAUCAGAAGAGCGGGAAGAAUGAUACAAAUAUUCAUUAAUCAGUCGCGGGCCGACAGGCAGAUUCAAUAUCCUCCACAUUUAACCGAUCUCUCCAACUUUUGAUCUGUGAAGAGAUUUUGAGUUGUUUGUAUUUUCGCAGCUCUCCGAACCUGGACACAUCAUGCCAUUUUCCUUCCAAGAUAUUCCAGCAUUCAAAAGCAAGCCACAUAUUAUCGUACUGACAGAUAUUUGCAACGAGCCCGACGAUGCAGAGUCUCUCACGCGGUUUUUGCUUUAUGCCAAUGAGUUCCACGUCGAUGGACUCGUUGCUACAACCUCUUUUUGGCAACAGAACUCAACACACAAAGAGCAGAUCCAUCAGAUCCUCAAUGCUUAUGCAUCCGUUGAGGCACACCUGAAUGUUCAUGUUCCUCCUACUCGUCAGUACCCGGCAACUGAUACGCUGCGCCAGUUGGUUCGUGAGGGGAUCUCAGAAUACGGAAUGACCGGAGCACGUGGGCCACUGAACGAAGGCACGGAGCUCCUCAUCUCAGCUGUGGACGCAAUAACUGAGAUAGAGGGUCACAUUUGGAUUCUGAUCUGGGGUGGUGCCAAUGUUCUUGCCCAAGCUCUUCUCGAAGUACAAAAAUCGAGAUCAGAAGCUGAAGUUGCAGAAUUUACAGCCAAGCUUCGAGUGUAUGCCAUUUCAGACCAAGACGACGCUGGCCCUUGGAUCAGGUUAAAUUUCCCCGGGAUAUUCUACAUCGCCUCUGUUCAUGGUUGGAAUGCCUAUGGUCUCGCUGCAUGGACGGGUAUUUCUGGAGAAACAUAUUAUCAUUUCAACCCAGGAGGACCGGAUACCAGUCUCGUUACAUCAGAAUGGCUGAAGAAGUACAUACAGAUUGGCCCUUAUGGCAAAGAAGCAUACCCAAAUCCAGUCUUUAUUCCCGAAGGCGAUACUCCGACCUUUCUAAGUCUCAUCCAAAAUGGACUUACAGAUCCCUGUCAGCCUGAAUGGGGUGGGUGGGGAGGUCGGUAUAACCUCUCUGAUCUCACUGGUAUGAGUGGAAAUAGACACUACGGUGAUGUUGCUGAUUUGGUUCGUGGUCAGGAUGGAAACAUGCACAUCGGAAGUCAGGCGACAAUUUGGCGUUGGAGGCAUGCAUACCAAGGUGACUUUGCAGCACGUAUGCAAUGGACACUCAGCAAUGAAUUCAAGAACGCAAAUCACGCUCCCGUCGUGGUUCUUAACGGAGACUCAGGACUCGAUGCUUUGCACAUCAAGGCUGGGUUUGGCCAAAAAGUCUACCUCGAUGCUUCGCAGAGUUGGGAUCCAGAUUCUUCUGAUUCCCUGAGCUUUAAGUGGCUACAUUAUAGGGAACCAUCCGCCACGCAGUGGACAGUCGGCUUUCAGGUACCAGAGCUUCAACUCCAAGAUGAAUCUAGUGGGAAGAGGAAGUUUGAAAAGAUCUCUGUUCAAAUUCCGGGCAGGGACGAAGGAAUUGCAUUCCCAUUGAACCCAGAGAAAGUGCACAGAUGGGGAGCACAAACAUAUCAUCUGAUCCUAGAGGUAGUGGAUGAUGCAAUAUUUCCGAUGCGAGCGUACAGGAGAGUGUUGAUAGAAGUAGCGGAUCAAGUACCUGAAAAAAAUGGAACCGUUCCUGGUUAGCGCCGCCAGCAAUCAAUAACAACAUCUAUUUAAAGUUCUGUUGUUCAUGAUACUAUAGAUUCUGAGUGCUAUUUGUUGCUAUCUAUGCCUGACAUAACACAACUAUACUACCUUAGUCCAGGUAAUGUGUCAUGUAAAAGGUCAAAACCGGCUCGUUCCUUCAAGCAAGCCUCCCAUUACCCAGCCAAUUUCGUCUCUGGAAAGUCCAACAUGGCAUGCUGUGCAGAUUUGCGGUAUCUGUUUCGCCAACAAUGCCUCCUGGUCCCAUGACCCGAUGAUCCUGGCAGUACUAUUUUACGCCGGAAAACUCAUUACUUAUCAUGAGCAGAGGAAGGAGUUCUUGGAAGGCUUGUAAUCGCUCGUGACAAACAGUGAUUUUCCCGAUGAACGACGCUGUUGAUGAGAUGAUGGCAUUCUGGACAUUGGACAGUGGGGGAGCCAAGCGUAGAACGAAAAAAUGUGCUCAGCGAAGCGAACCAAUGUGUAAUUUGAAGGUCAGGUCGUCGGGAAACUGGGUGACAAGUUGGCUCAGACCUUCUUUGAUUUGAGAAGCUGUUGUUGUGCUACAGUGGGCAGAUUAAGGGGUUCGGCUCCAUAAGCG
Messenger RNA from Cadophora gregata, 2814 nucleotides. RefSeq lists its product as uncharacterized. Gene Ontology annotation, molecular function: hydrolase activity, hydrolyzing N-glycosyl compounds. The record is from RefSeq and is a predicted model, not a curated record. The transcript is spliced from 2 exons. Lineage: Eukaryota; Fungi; Ascomycota; Leotiomycetes; Helotiales; Ploettnerulaceae. Bases 726 to 2213 code for a protein of 495 amino acids.